Messenger RNA from Suillus bovinus, 426 nucleotides. RefSeq lists its product as uncharacterized. The record is from RefSeq and is a predicted model, not a curated record. The transcript is spliced from 3 exons. NCBI's taxonomy places the organism in Eukaryota, Fungi, Basidiomycota, Agaricomycetes, Boletales, Suillaceae. The annotation marks the transcript as partial.
CAACCUGAGGUCAAGGGACUGGAACCUCCGAUUUUUUCAGAGAACAAGAAGUCCCGUGCUAGAAUGGGUGUGAAUCACCCACAGCUGGCGGGCAUGUUGUGUCCGGUCAAGCAUGUGAACGCAUACCAUGCUGAUCCGAAGAAGGUACAGGAACAACUUCAAAAUGGUGAAAUCAGGAUGAAUGCAGGUGCCUGGCCUGCACUAGCAUACCCUGGUGAUCCUCCAGGUGUUGAUUUCGAUGCCGAAGACAUUCAGGAAGGUCUCCUCAGGGGUCACCUUCUAAAGUGUGUACUUCGGCACAUCUAUACUAGUCCGUCAUCCACCCUCAUUGACAAUGGAGAGCUGUCUGUCACGCGCUCCGGCAAUGCGAAAUUGCAUGGCAUGUAUAAGGUCGAGGCCGAACACAUUGCCUAUGCACUUGUUCAG